Eupeodes corollae is the source of this 11982-nucleotide messenger RNA. RefSeq names its product ubiquitin carboxyl-terminal hydrolase puf (gene puf). Gene Ontology annotation, molecular function: cysteine-type endopeptidase activity; cysteine-type deubiquitinase activity. Lineage: Eukaryota; Metazoa; Arthropoda; Insecta; Diptera; Syrphidae. Gene Ontology annotation, biological process: protein deubiquitination. Gene Ontology annotation, cellular component: nucleus; cytosol. The record is from RefSeq and is a predicted model, not a curated record. The transcript has 28 exons. Bases 305 to 11290 code for a protein of 3661 amino acids.
CCCGUUGGUUUGUGGUGUAAAAACGGCCAUUGUUGAUUUUUUGACAAGGAAAGAAAAGGAAAGGUUCCUGUGAAAAAUCACCAAAAGUCUGGAUUGCAAGAAUAAAAGCAGAAAAAUACAUUUUAGAAAAAUUCUAAUUGCUCCAUUAACUUGUACACAACCAAUUGUAAACUCAUUCUAACAAAUUGUUUAUAUUUAUAAAAUCAUAAUCAACCAACUAAAUGUAGUGUUAGCUGCAAAAGUUAUUUAUUUUUUUAUUUGUAAAUGGGAAAAGAAAAGAAAGAGUUUCGUUAUAUUAAAAAUAAUGUGCGACGUGUGUGCUGAUUUUUUGCAUCUCCUGGAGACAUAUGAGGCGAGAAUCACCAGCAAUGAAGCAAAGCAUACCGCCCUACUUAAAAAUGAGAUUGAAAUCGCUUUUGGUUACAUACAAGCAUGGCCCCAAAGGCAAUGCAUGUGUCUCUACAGAGAUAUUAAAAACUUUGAGAGAUUCAAUCUGAUAGUCCAGUCAAUGAUAUGUCUGGCCUUGCACUAUUUGAAAAAUUCCCACAAGCUUAUCGAAGAAUACAAGAUAAUGGCCGCUGCCAAUAUCUUCAGUACUUUGAUAAAGCCAAUGUCAAAUGACGAUGCAGAUCAGAAAGGACCACGUGGCGAUUCGAAAGAUGAUACAUCGGGACCAGAUAAGAAAAUAGGUCCUUUAUCGGUGGAGGAAGAGUUACAGCGCAUAGUGUACACUGAGGAAAAAUGGAUUCUACCAGAAGUGGAGAAACUUUUGAUUUUGGUAUCGAAGGCAUUUCUCCUGAACUUUCCUCUCUAUAUUGCCUACAAGCAUGGCACCCAUUCACGCCUUGAUGAGAUUUCGUCCGAAGAAGCUGCGCAUUUGAGUAUUGUGUGUGAUUUGCAUGACAAUGAAAUCCCAGUGUAUUUGCUGCGCAAUAUCAGCUUGUUCUGCAAUUCUGGCGGAUUUUCGGCAAUGAUGUCGGCCUUCGACCAUCCCGACUUGCCAGUUACAACAGCACAUGCCAUAACAGCAACUGUCUCGAAUAUUAAACUAUGGCUCAACUAUCGAUGCAUCAUUCAAUUGUUUGUUCCAUUGCGAAGUAAGGUUUUGCAGUAUAUGUGUCACUUGUCCGACCAGAAUCUACGAUCGGCAGCUACUCGUUCGAUGGCAGAUUUUGUUUGGUCUGCAGUAAGAGAUCCACUUGAUUCGUCGGUUAACUUCGAUAUCGAAGGUUUGGCUCUGGCUUUUAAAUAUUUCAACUCCACUACUUUGACAAUGCGGCUUGCUGGUAUGGCACAAAUAAAUGCACACAUCAAUCUCUUCAAUGAAAUCUGCACAACCGAGACAGUCGGCGAAGUUGAACUUGUUGGCCAAAAACUCGGCGACUGGCUGACGGAAAACCAAAUCAUAGAACACUUAUUUGGUCCGAACUUGCAUGUUGAAGUAAUUAAGCAAGCCCACGUGGUGUUGAAUUUUCUUGCAGUUGAAAACCAAAUCACAGAAGAACACAUAAAUCUGAUAUGGCAAGCGGCACAGUUAAAGCAUUGCUCAAAGCCCAUUUAUGACAUACUUCCUUCGCUGGUAAAAAAUCUUUCGCCACGACCGGCCUUGCAUUUGUAUUCGCUUCUUUGUCGUUUGGAUCCAAAAGAGCAUACUGAACAAAGUAUUUACAUUGCAUCAGCUUUAACCAAAUUGAUUUGGUCGCGAGAUGGUGGUCGUUCGCAAAUUGAGUUGGUUCCGGAAAAUAUUCUUGCUGCUAAUGUGACUGCAUCGAGUUCGGAUAGUGGUAGCAUGGAUGGAAGUAAUACUGAUGAAGAUCAGCAAGAUGAUAGUAGUUCAACUAGCCGCAAAAGUCCUAUUGAUAUUGAAAAUGGUGGAUCAGAUUCUGGUGCACCUCCGCCAUGUAAACAAGCUCGAAGAAAACGACAUGUUUGUGACCCCACUGAAGUUUUUACUUAUUUCUAUUCACUCCUAGAAACGGCCAAAUCAAAGGGCGAGGAUAUAACUGCUCUUAAAGCCAAAACUGAUCUUGUAUUGCAAAAUCAUAGAAUGGUUAACAUUGUUGACAAUUCUAGUAGCGAAGAAGAACUUCAUCAGCCUUCGGUUAUACCGAUUCGCAAAAAGACACGAAAGCGAAGGAAAAACAACAAUCUUCCAUUGAGUCGUUUGGCCCAUGAGCUAGUGGAAACUAUCUGGGAAGGAGAAUCACAUAGCGAAGGAGAAGUAAUAAACGACAGCGAUUGCAGUGAUAAUCCAGUUCCGGCUGCUGUGCUUAAGCAUUUGCAAGGAGAAGGUCCGUAUAUAAGAGCAAUUGGUGAAGCACACAUAAGCGAACUUCUUAGUGGUGUAGAAAACGACGGAAGCUAUUCAUCCCCGAUGAGCAACAAGUCCGAGAAGAAUCUGGCCGACUUUGACGAUGAUGAAUCUCCAUGCGAGGAAGAACUUGCCCAGCUUGUGAGCCGAACACACAGUUGCAUGCCAGGCUUUGCUUUGCCUUCCAUUGCAAUGCGAGAGUCAUCUGUGUCAGGAGAAUCAAUAAAGGCUGCCCAACCGGGUGGCUCGAGUGCUAAGAGUUUACAUGCUAAACCAGAAGAGACAACUGUAGUCGAGCCAAAGGAGGUGCAACCAACCUUUACAAUAAAUGAUGUUUGCCUCCCAGGAAACACUCUUCUGUGGGAUUUAUUACAAGAUGAUAAAAUUGGCCAAUUGGGAGAAUCUCUUGCACUGGACGCUGAAAAGGCUCUGGCAACAUUAUUAUGUUUCAGUACAGACAGAUUGUUACGUACAAAAUUUAUCGAAGGCUGCCUACAUAAUUUAGCAAACAACAAAAGUGUCAUUGUUAGUUUGAAACUACUGCCAAAGCUCUUUGCUUCAUUUCAACAAUUCCGAGCUGCUGACACACACCAAGUUACUAUGUGGGCCGAGCGACAGCAUAAAAUGAUGUAUCACUUCUUCAAUAACAUUAAAGCAUAUGCAAGGGCAUUUAAUAUGGGAAGUGAUUGUAUGCUUGUGCUUAAUUCAAAUGGAUCUCCAAUGUACUCGCACAAAACUCAAGUCUCGGUAAGGUUGCAUUUUCUUUCCUCGGUUUUCAGUUCGUUAGGAUCUCCGAAAAACUUUAGAUUGAGCCUCGAACAAGUUGAUGCUCUCUGGGAGUGGUUAGCACAUGACCCGGAAUGCUGUGAUUGUUAUUUUUCGUGGCUUCAAAGUCAAGCCAAAGGUGGUGAUCAGCAUGCACUAGGAAUUGAGGCUUUGCAGCACUUGUAUUUGAAAAAACUACCCGAAUUGAGGCCGGAGGAAUUUUCAAUGGUUGCAUUAAUGUUGUUUCAACAAUUAUGUAGUCUGGCGAGACUUGCCAUCGCUCACUACGAAAAACAAAUGGAAUCGGUGUCGACAACGUCAUCCAAUAUUGUUGGAAUGUUUCAUCUUUGGAAAAUCGCCUUACGAGCCCACAACACUGAAGUGUCACUAGCAGCUAUCCAGUAUAUAAACAUGUACUACAUGGGUCAACAGUUAAGACUAGAGAAGGAGUUUGUUUCCCAGUGCAUGGACCAUUUGGUUCAGGCUUCAAGUGGUCUAAGAGGUUGUGAAGAAGAGUACGCCUUAAUGUGUGUUCAACGGGGUUUAAUGCUUUUGAACACACAUCUGGAGACCUUUCGUCGGAGAUACGCGUUUCAUUUGAGGCGUUGGGCCAUCGAAGGCAAAGGAAUCGGGUCACAUAGUAAUCUUAAGAAUGAGGGAACAGGGCCAUCUAUACGAAUAGUUCUUCAACCAGCCGGACUGUCCGAGAAAUCACUGUUACAUAUGCAUUCCUGUGACUUAAUAGCAGAACUUAAGGCUGAGAUUUCGAAAUGGUGGGAAAAUCUACAAGGUGGUGCACGUGCAUCUGGGGUAACAGCUCCUGUGCUGGGGCUGCUAUUGAGCGAAGGCCCACUUAGAAUUAUAACCCAGGGGCAAGAAUUGACAUCAGAGUAUGACGAGCGGAGUUUGGGCGACGUUGGCUUUAAAGAUAAUCAGAUUGUCUAUGUGUCACUGGGUGGAAGAGGUGCUCGUCGCAAGGAACCAUUAGAUCAUCCAACACUGCAACCACCUCCGCCCAAAGAAUGCUUGCCCACAGUUCUUUUACUGCAACCAAAGUACUUUGAGAAACUGUUUCGGUUAAUGCAAACACUUGGCGAUAUGGAAAUCCAAGGGAAUAACAACAUUCAGACCCACACUAAGGCCCAGUUGUUGUCACGUCGGGUGUGGGAUAUCUUGGCAAUCCUUCCGACGAAUCCUAACAUCCUAGAAUCAUUUCAAAAUCUCAGUGUGGAUCUGUUCGAGUGCGAAACAGCGGAUAAUUUAGAAGAACGGAAGUUCCGGAAGGACGCCAUUAAGAGAAAAUUGGCUGAACUGUUACACCCCGGAAAUUUGCAAAAGUUUAUGUACUCUCUGCAUAUAGUAGAGAGUUUAGCCCUGAGUAAUUUUAGCUCAACUUCAAAUAAUUGCUGUAAUGGAGACUUUCACGGCUCAAAACCAAUAAGUAUAAACCGUCUGUUUAGCACAUCGUCAUCAUCUUCGUCCAAAAGCAACUCAAGUCAGUCACCGCGCAAAAGUAGUCGCCGUAGGAAAGUCAGCCCGGGAGAAAGUUCGGAAAGUGGUGGUGGUGGUGGAGACGCUAAUAUAAGUGAUGAGAAGUCGGCACACCCCGAAAACAAUGCAAAUGCUCCUGAGCAGGAGGCGAUUGCGAAUCAAGAGAACUCAGAGAUGGAAGCCGAUGUGAAGAAAAAAACAGAAGAGAAAAAUGAAACGGAGUUGCCACCUGAAGAAGAGGAGGACUAUCCAACAACACCGAAUCCUCCAUCACCAGUCGCCUACGACCUUAAGUGGAAUGAGGUGUUUAUCAAGUGCGGAGGCUUACAGCAUUUGUAUGACAUAUUUGUAAGCGGAAUGUUACAGAAUGGUCAUCAUGACAACAUAAACGAAUGGCGCCAUGACUGCCUCGCUAGCUUGCUAAGAAUCAUAUGGCUCCUGGGCUUUGAGGAGCACCGAUCGGAGGAUAUUCCAGUGGCGAUUUCAAAGCCUCACACCUUCAUGCUCGAAAUGAUGGAGGUGGAUUCAUGUCUAAAGCGACUGGCUUCGAUAUUGAACGAUGAAGCUCACACGCACUUCACUAACCAGUUACACAUACGGACUGGUUUUUGGGGCCGGGCACAGGUGGUACAGUACACAAUGAAUAUAAUGGUUAGUUUUGUGCAUUCGUCGGAAAACGCACGCAUUGCAUUGUGGAAUGCUCCCGAAUACUGCGGCUGGGUUCGAAAGUUCAUUCUAGAAGAUCCAGAACCAUCGGUGAGGCGUGAAAUAUGCGCUGGUUUGUAUCGAAUUUGCUUGGGAAAUUCUCAAAGCUAUCAGGAGUUAUUGGCUCCUCUGCUACAAAAAUUGAUCUCAUUUCUUCCUGUUGCCGAAAAAAUGACUUGUUUCCAACAGUCCCACACUCAUUUCGUAUCAGACGAUGGUAAAGAGCCCUAUGGGCCAGCAUGUCGUGACUACUUUUGGUUAUUGGCAAGACUGGUUGAUACACUAACUCCAGAAAUGGUUAAGGUAUCUCUGGAUGAACCUAACUCUAGCGCAAUAGACAUCGAAGGGUUGUGCCACACAGUCUCGAAGAGUAUUCUUAGCCGAGACUUUUAUGAGACGAGACAUGGAUAUCAGGACGAUGGAUUGGUUGGCCUAAUAAACUUAAUGACAAAUCUUGUGAAAUAUGAUCCUCCUUUCAAGUUUAGCUCGAAUGCUCUUUGUUUUAUUGAGAAGAUUUUUGAAUUUCUGUUUGAUAUGCCAUCGCCCGCCAAUCGUCAGAAACCAAAGUGCAAAUCACCAACAUCACGGGCUGCAGCUUACGAUUUGCUUGUGGAGUUGAGCAAAAACUGUGCGAAUAACUACUCUCUCUUACACGGUAAGCUCCUCGAGCAGCACACCCCAGGACCACACCCGCCUUAUCCAUGGGAUUACUGGCCAAGAGAUGAUGGACGUUCAGAAUGCGGUUACGUUGGCCUAACAAAUUUGGGUGCAACGUGUUAUAUGGCAUCGUGUAUUCAACACUUGUACAUGAUGCCACAAGCACGAGAAGCUGUUCUUGUUGUUCCACCACAAGCAGCACAGAAACACGGUGCAACACUGCAUGAACUUCAAAGGAUGUUUGCGUAUCUUCUUGAGUCGGAAAGAAAAUCGUACAAUCCACGAUCGUUUUGUCGAGUGUAUCAAAUGGACCAUCAGCCCCUAAAUACGGGGGAGCAAAAAGACAUGGCUGAGUUUUUCAUUGAUCUCGUAUCCAAGCUGGAAGAGAUGACACCCGAACUGAAAGAUCUGGUCAAGAGGCUUUUCUGUGGAACGUUGAGUAACAAUGUUGUUUCACUGGAUUGUGGUCACGUCAGUCGUACAGCUGAAGAAUUCUAUACUGUUCGUUGUCAGGUUGCGGAUAUGAGGAAUCUGGGCGAAUCGUUGGAUGAGGUAACAGUCAAGGAUACCUUGGAGGGGGACAACAUGUACACAUGUUCACAAUGUGGCAAAAAGGUGCGUGCUGAGAAGCGUGCUUGUUUUAAAAAACUGCCUCAGAUUCUGUGCUUUAACACGAUGCGCUAUACAUUCAAUAUGGUAACCAUGCUCAAAGAGAAAGUGAAUACGCAUUUCUCGUUUCCAAUGCGAUUGGAUAUGUCGAAUUAUGUGGAAAAGACUCUUAUGCCUCAUCAGUAUUUAGAAGAUAGAAAGAAUAAAGCUACAGCAAAAAGUCAAGAGCAAAAUAAAAAGACAGACGGAGAUUCUGACAAGAAAGUUUCUCUUGAAGACGGUACCGAUGAAGAAGAGGAAACAAAUGAGUAUGAACUUGUUGGAGUGACGGUACAUACGGGAACAGCCGAUGGUGGCCAUUAUUAUAGUUUUAUCAAAGAAAGGAAUGAAAAUACUCAACAACACGAUCGGUGGUUCCUUUUUAAUGAUGCCGAAGUGAAGCCAUUUGACCCAUCACAGAUUGCUGCUGAAUGUUUUGGAGGUGAAAUGACUAGUAAAACGUACGAUUCUGUGACAGAAAAAUACUUAGAUUUCAGUUUUGAAAAAACCAAUUCAGCGUAUAUGUUAUUUUAUGAGCGACGUUCGCCAAACAAUCAAACAAUGUGGCAGCGUUCGAAAAUAUCCGAAAAUCCAUGUAGCUCACAAAAUAUUCUAAUGCAAAUGCAAUUGAAAAACGCAGAAGAAACAGCCAAAGCAUUAGAAUCUGUUGCGGCAUUACCAUCAACAUCUAACAUCAGCGAUCAGAAUCAAUCCGAAGUAAAUGAGACUGAAGAAAAUACCGCUAAUUUAAGUAGAAGUAAUAUUGAAAAUUCAACGAAAACCCAUAACAUAGGGGGGUUACCACAAGGAAAACCAUCAACACAACAAUGUGAUAUAGAAAAUAAGAACUGUAAUGGAGGAGCUGGAAAUAGUGUGAUAUCAAGAGUUUCAGAUGUGGGUCGAAAGUCUUUGCUUAGCAAAGAACUAGAAGACUGGAUCUGGCAAGACAACAGACACUUUUUACAAGAUAGAAAUAUAUUCGAGCAUACUUAUUUUAAUUUUAUGUGGCAAAUUUGCGGUCAUAUACCACAGACUCUUUUGAUGCAAAACGACGUCACUUGCAUGGCUGCCAAACUGUCGGUGUCAUUCUUUAUAGAAACUUUUAUUCAUGCUAAAGAAAAGCCAACAAUGGUGCUUUGGGUUGAAUUACUAACAAAACAAUUUAAUGCAAGCCAAGAGGCUUGCGAGUGGUUUCUUACGCAUAUGUCAAUAGAGCCAUGGUGGCCUGUGCAGGUGCUAAUACAAUGUCCAAACCAAAUGGUGCGUCAAAUGUUUCAACGUCUUGUGAUUCAUGUAAUUCAGCGAUUAAGAUCGUCACAUGCCAACUUGUAUCUUAAAACCGAGACCGAUGAAAACGGCAAAGAGAGUUACGGUACAUCAUCGUGCAUUACCCGAUUCAUAUCAUCACUAAUAUUAUUAAUGGAGCACGGGGCAAGAGCACAUCUUCGACAUCUCUCGGAGUUCUUCGGCUUGUUAUUUGAAUUUUCAAGAAUGGGUGACGAAGAAACUGUUUUUCUUCUACGCAUAAAUGUUAUACGCAGCGUAGCUGAUUUUUAUUUAGGAAAUAAAAGUCAAGAUUGCAUUGACGUGGGUUCAGAUAAUGAAGAUAACUCUUCAGAUGAAGCACUUUCUGUAGAUAAGUCUCGACCAGCUUCAUUGGAUAAAAUGAUAGCAUUGGUUGCUAAUUUAGUGGAGAGAUCACGUGGGCAAGAUUUUCGACUCCGUCUGUCUCAAAAGGACUACAAUGCGAUAGCUGGUGGAAAGGGAUUCCCAUUUUUGUAUCAACAAAUCAAGGAUAACAUUAACCCCCAUCAAACUAGACAUCUCAUUCAUGCGCUCUGUCGAUGGGAUGAUAGACUGGCAAAUCAGAUAAUCACAAUGCUCUUUGCAUCGGUCACCAAACAUACUGAACUAUGUGGUCCAUUUUUUAAGCUUUUAACCCUCUUAACGGAACCGCAGGGAGGACCGUCGGGUCUUCCUUGCUUCUCCCAACUCGUCUUACAGCGCGUUUGGGAUGCUGCCGAAUAUUGCCCACAAUCAGCUCUGGAUUGGUUAGCGUUUCAAGCCCCAAAGAAUAAAAUAGCUCAUGCAUGGAUACUCCAAUCUGCCGAAAGCUGGGUAGAGCAAUUUCUUUUGGCACAUAAUAACUCAAGAGUUCGAAACGCUGCAUCAUAUUUGCUUGUGUCGCUGAUACCAUCACCACCGUUCCGUGCUCACUAUAGAACAUAUUCAUUACAUAAAUUAAACAACACAACAAUAUCUUCAAGGGAUUUAAGCAGCGAUGCCCAAAUUAUUCUGCAUAACAUAAUCAGUUUACUGUUGCGAUUGUUGAGAGCUGCCCGUUCUUAUGCGGAUAUUGGAAUCCAUGGAACAACUAAGUUGACGUCAUAUUUCAGCCUCCUAACAUAUUGCAUGGUUUCGAAGACCGAGAAGCUUAUGCUUGGGCCAUACAUGCGAUCCCUGUGGGAUCUAUUUCAUCCGCGGCUUUCAGAGCCAAGUGUACCGGCUCAUCAUAAUAAGCAUUCUCUUUUGGCCUUCUGGCAUCAUACGAUUCUAGAUUGCCCAGAAAAUGCGCAAAUAGUUGCAAACUGUCCCGAAAUCACUAGAAACAUUGCAUUUAAUUAUAUUCUUGCGGAUCAUGACGAUUCUGAAAUAGUAGCCUACAACCGAGCCAUGUUGCCUGCAUACUACGGUCUCCUUCGUUUGUGCUGUCAACAAAGUAGAUCUUUAACACGCCAACUAGCUGCUCAUCAGAAUCUUCAAUGGGCUUUCAAGAACAUCACACCCCAUCCUACACAGUACCCUGGAGCGGUGGAUGAAUUGUUCAAAUUGAUGAAUUUGUUCUCAACACGACAUCCCGAUGCCACUGAACAAGAACAACAUGAAGUUUCUACAUUUAGAAGAACAACUCUUUCUGCGUACUUAACGGGCUUAGAUGCAAGAGUGUCCUGGGGAACUCUAAUCAACGCGCUAAGAAUAUUAGUUGACAAUGAUGAAGAUCGACUGCUUGUUAUAUACAAUGGUGGCAUUGAGAUGUGUUUCGAGGCACUGCACACUCUACAUUCCAUGCAUCAUGAAGCCACUGCUUGUCAUGUGUCUGGUGACUUGCAAGAGCUCCUUACCGAGCUUGUGUUGUUGGUAACUACCCUACGUAUAAGCACACGUCUCGAUAGUCCACCAAAAAAGCGCCAACAGCCAUUGGGACAACAUAAUCUGGUAAAGGGUUUGCCAGAGGCAGUCAAACGUCUGGCUACUUUCUUAAACACAUACAAUCCACAAGAGAUUUGCAACCUCUCAAUAGACGUCCUAAGGGAGCUAGUACGCAAUCCAAAUCUGGAUAUAACCAGUAUAUUGGCGCCCAUAUUUACCAACUGUCAUUUGUCAGCACAAAAUGCACCAAAUUCAGUUGGCCCAUUGGGUCCGUACUUUCCACGACGUGGCACAAAAGCCCCAUGGCCGUCGCUAUCGAAAAAUGCCCCUCGCCCACCACGACCAAUGGUCCAAAUGAGCAUACCACAGAAUGAGAUAAUUCAGCGUGGAGUUGAUAAGGAGUAUGAUGCUCGAUUGGACGCAUUCUACCGACCGUAUCAUGAUUUUCUCGAUGUAAUGAUGCGUAUGGCCGUGAAUACGAAUCAAUUAAAUGAUUCUCUGGUUAAGUUGAGUUGCUUGGCGGCCAUUGAGGCGGCACCAUUACAUUUUAACUUGUUUCCGAAAUUUUGGGUUGGAAUUUAUAAUAACAAAAGCACAAACAAGUAUGUUGAGCUGUUGAUAGUCAAUCCCAAUUUAGUUGAAUAUAUUCACAUUAUCCUGAGGGAUGAACGGAUAUCGUUGAACGAUCAAUAUGUUAGAAACUUUUUGGAAAUUUAUUAUCCUAAGAUCAAAACAAGUCUUCCAAUUUCCCGUCUAUUGUACACGAUUAGCUAUUCCUUGCAUGCAAAAGUUGAUCUAUAUGAGCUGUGUGGAGAUUUAUUUGCAAUUCGCGUCAUAGCACAAACCGCAGGUGUACCAGCAUCCGUCCGCAAACAACUAAGAGCGUCACUUAAGGCAGUGCUAUCGAAAAACUCAUGUGAUAUUUCAGAAAACGAUGAUGUGCGACCGAAGAAAAAACUUAAGCUCAAUCAACAGAACUCAAUGGAAGUUACUGAAGUUGAUGAAUCUGUAAAUACUGAUGUACAAGCUUCAGUUGUAGUUCUUCCAACGAAAAUGGAUGAGAAGACAGCACAAAAUGAAGAGUCUCCAGCCACAACCACACCACCUACCACCAACACCAAUACGAAUACGAACACCACCAGCAGUAGCAACAUUGCCGAAAACAGUACAACGCAAAAAAUAUCAGACUCAACGUCACUCGGUUCAUCGAAUACAACGGAAGAAGAGAAGCCUCUUGACGAGAGCAACGACGCUGACGACGAAGAAGAAGACGAUGAGGUAAAAGAAGUUCGAAAGCAAAAAGAAUUACUAAGGAAUUCGGUUGAGGAGAAAUUGGCAGAGGAGCGGCUGAAAGAGAAACAACUGUUGCACACCAUUGAAAAUUACAUUAAAUCCAUUCUCGAUCUUAUUCAAGACGAUCAAGAUAUGUCCGAGGAUGAUACAUCCCCCGACAAUACCCCACCGGCAACAACAUCAGCAACACAAAAUAUUGCUUCUUGUAGUAGCGCCGUCGCUGCUAAUAGCUCUGCGUCAAACCCCGAAGCGAAGCUAAACAGUGAAUAGGUCCAUAAGCUCUGCCCCUUCUCCUUCCUUCUACUCCCCUCUCCCCUCUUCCCACCAAUUAAUUUUUGUUAUGUUAUUAUAUCUGUUGAAACGUCUUGCAUAAUCUUAUCACAUGUCCCAGACAACAAAAAGAAACUUGUACUGUUACUAUAUUUUAUCUAUGUGUUUUAUUAUUAUUACCUAUUUUUUUUUAUUAUUAUUAUUUUAAUUUUAUGACUUUGAUUCUUCUGAACAUUUUAUGCUCUCGGCUAUCGGCUAAUACAUAACGUUAAGAGAAAAAUGUAUUAUAUUGGUUAAAUUAUUUAUUCAUUAAAAAAUUCACAUUUAAAAAAAAACUCCUUUGAUAGAAUGUUAGGAAUUCGUUUAGUAAUGACGUGUUUGUUAAAAAGAUACAUAUAUAGUUAUUAUAAUAAAUAUUUUUAUUUUUUAUCAUUUCUCUUUAAAUCACCCCGUUCUAUAGAUUUAUAAGCGAAUAUAAGCGAAUGCCGGAAAAAGAGAGAAAGAAAACAAAAACAAAAAAAUAGUGUGUACGAUUUGUAAUUAUUUUAUUCUUUACCAUUUUUAUAUAAAUACACCGUUUUUUUUUAUAAGAGAAAUAAUAGAGAGUGAAAUUUUUAACUCAAGUGCUUUGGCAAGUAAGAACUAAAUAAAAAUAUAAAAAUAUUAAUAUUAAAGCAAAAAGAAAACAAAAA